CCCUGGGCGCGCGGAUCCUGCGUGGACCCGAGUGCGCGCCCGGUUCUCCAGCUUCCCGCUGCCGCGCCCGAAUCCCGGUGCACGCGGUUGGAAUCUGGCGAUGCUCUGCCAGCCAAAUGCGUCCUUCCGGAAACGGCGGGCGGCUCCCGGCGGGAUUCAGAGAACACGUAGCGGGCGGGUAAGCGACCGGAGGGGCCAGUGUGCCGUCCCCUGGGAUGGCAGGGACCCAGAGACACUGAGCUCAGCAAAGACCGCAUAGCAGACAGGCAGAGGUGCGCGCUUGCAUAGUAACCUGGAACCGGAUUGCAGGUGAAAGUUGUUGCUGUUGAUUCGGAGCUGAAUGUCUACUAUGAAGACAGUGUGCAUUUUGACAGAGACCUUCCUGAAUUUGGAACUCAGGGCGGUGUCCAUGUACACAAGGACAGGCUGACGGUCACCUCUCCGGUCCUGAUGUGGGUCCAGGCUCUGGACCUGAUCUUGGAGAAGAUGAAGGCUUCGGGCUUUGACUUCUCUCAAGUCCUAGCCUUAUCUGGGGCAGGCCAGGGAAUUGUCCCUGUCUUCCCAAGGGUCAUCUCAACUGUUCCAUCUUCCCACCCCAUAUUCAAGAGGUCCCCAUGUCCGCUUGAUAUAUACAGAACUCUUGAGCCCUCCACCUGUCUGCCAGCACUGCCCCUGUUGCCUCAGCAACAUGGAAGUGUUUACUGGAAGGCUGGAGCCAGCCAGGCACUGAUGAGCCUGUCACCAGCUCUCCCGUUACACCAGCAGUUGCAGGCCUGCUUUUCCAUCAAUGACUGCCCAAUAUGGAUGGACUCCAGUACCACAGCCCAGUGCCGCCUGCUGGAAGCUGCUGUGGGUGGGGCCCAGGCUCUCAGCUGCCUCACAGGGUCUCGAGCCUAUGAGCGUUUUACCGGAAACCAAAUUGCAAAGGUUUUCCAGCAGAACCCUGAGGCCUACUCAGACACGGAGAGAAUUUCCUUGGUCAGCAGCUUUGCUGCUUCCCUCUUCCUGGGCUCAUAUUCCCCCAUCGACUACAGUGAUGGUUCUGGAAUGAACUUGCUCCAUAUCCAAGAAAAAGUCUGGUCCCAGGCUUGCCUUGCUGCCUGUGCCCCUCAUUUAGAGGAGAAGCUUGGCUCCCCGGUCCCAUCGUGCUCAGUUGUGAGUAUAGGUGCUCUUUCUCCUCAGGGAGCCAUUUCUUCCUACUACAUCCAACGCUAUGGGUUUGCUCCAGGAUGCAAAGUGGUGGCCUUCACUGGGGACAACCCAGCAUCGCUGGCAGGCAUGAGGCUGGAGGAAGGUGACAUUGCGGUAAGCCUAGGCACCAGCGACACCCUGUUCCUCUGGCUCCAGGAGCCUAUACCUGCCCUGGAAGGCCACAUCUUCUGCAACCCAGUGGAUUCCCAGCACUACAUGGCACUCCUGUGCUUUAAAAAUGGCUCCCUCAUGAGAGAGAAGAUCCGUGAUGACUCUGCUUCCUGUUCCUGGAGCGAGUUCUCUAAGGCCCUGCGGUCCACAGAGAUGGGGAACAGUGGAAACCUGGGUUUUUAUUUCGAUGUAAUGGAGAUCACCCCUGAAAUUAUUGGGUAUCAUAGGUUUAAUGCAGAAAACGUUGAGGUAUCAGCAUUCCCUGGGGAUGUGGAGAUUCGUGCGCUGAUCGAAGGACAAUUCAUGGCCAAGAGGAUUCAUGCCGAAGGCCUGGGCUAUCGAGUCAUGCCCAAGACAAAGAUUUUAGCCACAGGAGGGGCAUCUCACAAUAGAGACAUAUUACAGGUACUUGCAGAUGUGUUUGGUGCCCCAGUGUAUGUCAUAGACACUGCCAAUUCAGCCUGCGUGGGCUCUGCAUACCGAGCUUUUCAUGGCCUUGCAGGAGGGACAGAUGUGGCCUUUUCGGAGGCCAUGAAGUUGGCCCCAGAUCCCAGCCUGGCUGCCACCCCCAGCCCAGGAGCUUCCCAGGUCUAUGAGGCCCUUCUUCCCCGCUAUGCUGAACUUGAGCAGAGAAUCUUGUCUCAGUCUGGGAGGGCUCUGGAGUGAAUUCGGCAGGCCCACCUACCCAGUGAUCCCCACCUGCCCAGACUCCCUGCCGGCAUCUACCCUCUUGCCUGCCCUGAGCUGCUCUGUCUUCUGUGCUGGCUCAUCGGAGUACUUCUGUACUGCUCAGGACCAUCCUGAAGCUGGCCAUGACUCCCUGAAGAUACACUGGCUCUGUGUCCCAGGGUGGGAGAACAUCUCUCCCUCCCUGUCUUUUAUUCCAGGAGGCAGGAAAACACAGAAAAACUAGGAAGGAAAACUAGGGUAUGGCCACCAAAGAUUAUGACUUUCCCCGCCUCUCAAAGGCAGAAAGCUAUCUUAGGUCCAAAAUCAGCAGAUGAGGGGAGACAAAGCCCUCUCCUGGCCUCCUCCCUCUCUGAGCAGUACUCCAUAAUCUGUGAUCCUCAGCCACUCCACCCCAUACCUUGACUCCCCCAUUCUAUCCUCUCCAACAACCCAGACUGCAUAGUCACUUCUCUUCCUGAUGAGCAUUCCAGCUGUUUCUGCCCUCCUGUUUUCUGAGGUGCCCUCCCAGCAUCCUCUCCUAUCUGCCCAUCCUUUCCCAUCCUUCAUUGGCUCACCCUUCUCUCCUCAAAGCACCUGCCCUUUCUCACCUCUUGUGCCCUCUUCCCUCCCCACACCUGCCUGGUAUAACUCAUCACUUCUCACCCAAGACGAUUCUUGUGGGCCUGGUAGAUACCUUUCUUGUGCCCUCCCCUGGCUCUGUCCAUAAGUUGCUUGAUUGGGGGCUCACCAGGUCACCUGGCUGGACCAUCUCCCAGGCUGUACACUUUAGCGUCCUCUUCUGUCUUGUGUUGACAAAACUGUGUCAUUUCUCUGAGAAAUUUCCAAAUUCUGGAUUUCCUUUUCUGGAGUCAGGAUCUCAAGUGGCCUAUGCUAGCCUCAGAUUUGCUUUAGAGCUGAGGUUGACCUUGAACUUCUGAUCUUCCUGCCUCUACCUCCUGAGUGCUGCAAUUACAGGCAUGUGUCAUUACACCUUGUUUAUGCAGUGCUGGGGAUCAAACCCUGAUCCUCAUGAACUCCAGGCAAACUACCAACUGAGCCACAUCCCUAGCCUGGUUUUUUUUUUUUUUUUUUUUUUUGGAGUACUUUAUGACUCUCACUUCCACUUACCUUCCUAUAUUUCUAUAGAUGGUAAGUCCUUCGUCCAUCCUCUCAUACUUCUCUAUUCCCUGCUCAGACAUUUGCAAAAGGUCUUCUGUGGCCUUAUUCCUACAACAUUCUCCUGAUUUUUCUUCUGCCAUAAACCUUCGCUAAACUGUGGACUCCAUUUAAAACCUGAAGCACUUGUGAUUCUCGCCCAGAGUGGAGAGAUGCUGCAGGCAGGUCUGAGACCUGGUGGACAAGAGCAGUGACUGAUGGGAAGUCAAAAGGAAGGGACUGAGGCAGUCAGAGCAUCACAUCUGCUAGACAUGAGUGACCCUGUAAGGGAAUGGUGUCCCAUCAAGGCGUGGUGUGUGGAAGGGAAAGAGCAGGCAGCAGAAGAUAGCAGCCCAUCAGCUGCCACAGCUAAUCCAAAAUGCAGAAGGAAGCAGGCACUUCAACAUUACAUGGUAAAGAAAUUUUACAUCACUGACGAACAGCAAAGGGCUUUCUUUGGACCUUGAAACAGUAAACUGUAACGCAACAUUCCAACAUGAGUUUUAUAAUAAACGAUUGUGGAGGUAAAAGAACACCACACAUGACAGAGUCAAACCAAAAGGAGAAUGCAGCAAGCAUGUGUGAAGAGACCAAAUUUGAGAGAGAAUUUUAGGAAAUAACAUCACAACAGACUCAAAGACCAGGUUAGGACAUAGCCGAGAGGAAGUGGGUAUGGAUGGAAGUACGGGGGCACCAGAAAGAAGGAACGAGGAUAUAGGCAAAGGGAAAGACAACGGACAAGUCAGUGGAGCCGUAUUAAUAUUUUAAAUGACCCAAAUAAACUUAUGAAAACAAAACA
This is a messenger RNA of Nannospalax galili (Upper Galilee mountains blind mole rat), 3985 nucleotides long. RefSeq names its product xylulokinase (gene Xylb). NCBI's taxonomy places the organism in Eukaryota, Metazoa, Chordata, Mammalia, Rodentia, Spalacidae. The record is from RefSeq and is a predicted model, not a curated record. Gene Ontology annotation, biological process: D-xylose metabolic process; xylulose metabolic process. Gene Ontology annotation, cellular component: cytosol. Bases 451 to 2028 code for a protein of 525 amino acids. Gene Ontology annotation, molecular function: D-xylulokinase activity. The transcript is spliced from 20 exons.